UUCUGAGGUGACGUAUUGUUUCUCCAAACCACAAAAGUCUACAGAAGAACUGUUGGGUCGAUUCACAAUGGAUGAGGACGGUGAUGGCAGAUCCAGCCUGUCUAACUCGUGUCCCACUCGACCUAAACCCACACAGUCACCAGUUCCUGUCAGGAACCACAGGAACCAGAGAACACUGCAGGGCCCCAAGCUGCUAGAAGUUGACUGGGAUUCUCUUUUUAAAGAGAGACAACCUCCACCAGGAGCAGCUAAACAACACCAGGAGAAUCAGCAGAAACCCAAGACAUUUCACGCCUGUCCAGUGUGUGGAAGACACUGCCAAAAGUUAUCCAUCCUGCAGAUCCACAUGAGAAUCCACACGGGAGAGAAGCCGUACCCCUGCCCCACUGUGGCAAGAAGUUCGCUCACCUGGGAGCCAUGA
Messenger RNA from Oncorhynchus gorbuscha (pink salmon), 421 nucleotides. Its product is annotated as zinc finger protein 48-like. The transcript has 3 exons. NCBI's taxonomy places the organism in Eukaryota, Metazoa, Chordata, Actinopteri, Salmoniformes, Salmonidae. The record is from RefSeq and is a predicted model, not a curated record. Bases 68 to 421 code for a protein of 117 amino acids.